Molecule: messenger RNA, 1839 nt
Organism: Phycodurus eques (leafy seadragon)
Lineage: Eukaryota; Metazoa; Chordata; Actinopteri; Syngnathiformes; Syngnathidae
Gene: ppt1
Product: palmitoyl-protein thioesterase 1 (ceroid-lipofuscinosis, neuronal 1, infantile)
Exons: 10
Coding region: 529-1440 (303 amino acids)
Biological process (GO): receptor-mediated endocytosis; protein depalmitoylation
Cellular component (GO): lysosome
Molecular function (GO): palmitoyl-(protein) hydrolase activity
Source: RefSeq, a predicted model, not a curated record
CUGGGCUUGUCAGCUGACACGCCGCUCUCCACCAUGUCGCCUUCCUCCAGCCCGUAACCGAAACUUUUGGGAAACGAGCCUACGAUAUCGUAACCCGCAGUCAACGCCGGCUCCUCGAACUGUAUAGACAUCGCGCACGGCGCCGAAUGAGCCGAAAGCUCCGCUUUCGAGUCUGAGCUGUUAAUCAAGUGGCCGAAUGAUCCGACGAGGAAUGUUGUCGAUUACGUUUACGCGAGCUAGCAUGGCAAGCUAACUUAGCAGGCUACACUAUGUCCGGUGAAAAACGUGUAAACUUCACAUUAAACCGAAUCACAUCGUCGUGUUGUGCGAGUAAAAAAAUUUUUUUACCGAUGCAUUAAAGUGUCAUUAUAUCAUAAAAAGUCUGAUCAAUAUGGUCUAAAGUUCGGGGGUACAAAACCAGUGGCACUUUUCCUACGGGUGCCUCCGCUUCCUUCUGAUUGGCUGGUCUGCCCACCCGCCGUCAUGUGAUUGUGUCAGAUACCGGAAGACUUCAACAACGGUUCCAGGAUGACAGUGGUUGUCCAGUGGUUGCUCCUGGUGGUUCCGGUGGUGCUGGUUGCAAGCAGGCCGGCGCAAGACUCCACCAAUGGGACAGUACCUCUGGUUAUGUGGCAUGGGAUGGGUGACAGUUGCUGCAACCCGCUCAGCUUGGGGGCGAUAAAGAAAAUGAUCCAGCAGGAUAUUCCGGGCAUUUACGUUCUGUCAUUGAUGAUUGGCAAGAAUUUUGUGCAGGACACAGAAAGUGGAUUCUUCAUGGAUGUGAAUGAGCAGGUGUCCAUGGUGUGCAGUCAGCUGGCUCAGGAUCCCCAGUUAAAGGGAGGAUACAACGCUAUGGGAUUCUCGCAGGGGGCGCAAUUUCUGAGAGCCGUGGCACAGCGAUGUCCUUCUCCACCAAUGAAGACGCUCAUCUCUGUCGGUGGCCAGCACCAAGGUGUGUACGGGCUGCCAAGGUGUCCCGGAGAGGCAUCCCACCUCUGUGACAUGAUCCGAAAGGCCCUCAACACUGAAGCCUACAGUGACCUGGUUCAAAAACACCUGGUGCAGGCCCAGUACUGGCAUGACCCUUUAAAUGAUGACCUUUACAAGAAACACAGUCUCUUCCUUGCUGAUAUCAACCAGGAGAGGGUCGUAAACGAGACUUAUAAGAAAAAUCUUCAGAUGCUGGACAAAUUUGUCAUGGUUAAGUUUCUACAAGAUUCUGUGGUGGAUCCUGUUGAUUCUGAGUGGUUUGGCUUCCUGAAAACAGGUCAAGCCAAAGAGACUGAAACUCUACAGGAGAGUGUUCUCUACAAAGAGGAUCGCUUGGGCCUGGCUGUCAUGGACAAGGCAGGAAAGCUGGUCUUUCUUACCACAGAAGGAGACCACCUUCAGUUUACCAGAGAAUGGUUUAAUGCAAACCUGCUGCCCUACUUACGCUAAGAACACAAAUUCCUGCCGGUGUUUCUUGCGCCAGAAGGGGACCACCUUCAGUUUACCAGAGAAUGGUUGAAUGCAAACCUGCUGCCCUACUUACGCUAAGAAAACAAACUGUGGGUGAGGGUCAUCCUAACUACUUCGACAUGGGGCUGUAGAAAGCACAGCAUUCCCCUCCUGUUGCACUAAUCUGUAGCAUGCUGAGGAGUUGAGGUUAAUGGUAAAGCUAAUUUAUGUCUACUGCUCUUAUUACUUCUUACUUGAUCGGUUGUUUUUACUUUCUUGAUAAAAGAUUAUAAUUGGGUGAAAAUUAUUUUUUUGAAUGUUAACUUUUUUUUUUUUUUUUAAGAAUAGUUGCUAUUAAAGUUCAUUUCCAUGCAUACACAUCUCAAUAAAAACAAGAAC